Molecule: messenger RNA, 2254 nt
Organism: Agrilus planipennis (emerald ash borer)
Lineage: Eukaryota; Metazoa; Arthropoda; Insecta; Coleoptera; Buprestidae
Product: sodium-independent sulfate anion transporter-like
Exons: 9
Coding region: 237-1967 (576 amino acids)
Biological process (GO): transmembrane transport
Cellular component (GO): membrane
Molecular function (GO): sulfate transmembrane transporter activity
Source: RefSeq, a predicted model, not a curated record
UAUUUCAUUGAGUAAAUAAAUUAGUCUUAAAUUCAACUGGAUUAAAUAAUUAACAAUUUGUCAAUAAUUUUUAUCGCUUUAUCAGCAAAACAAGUGCAUUGUGUAUCACUCAGCAAUAACUGGAUAAGUUGUUAAAAGCGUUUAUAAAAAUGAAUAAGAUUUUAGUGAUACAUUACUUAUAUAUAUAAUAUCAUGAUAAGCAGGUCUGGCCUACAGUGAAACUUUACUUGCUUUAAAUGAUUACAACAACAAAUAGUUCGACGCCUAACAAUAAAUGGCGAAGUUUUAUAAGACGUCGUGUUCCUAUAUUGAACUGGAUACCUUUUUAUACUACUUCAAAGUUACUUCAUGACUUACUUGCUGGAUUUACUGUUGCUUUAACUGAGGUCCCACAAGGAAUUGCUUUCGCAGUAGUAGCAGGUUUAGAUCCUCAAUAUGGUUUAUAUUCGGGCUUUAUGGGUGUAUUUGCGUAUUUUUUGUUUGGGACUGGUAAAGACUUAAACAUAGGACCAACUAGUAUACUGGCCCUUAUGUUGCAGCCCCAUGUAGAGGCCAUGGGAGCUGAUAUGGCAGUGCUCAUGUCAUUUCUAGCUGGCAUCAUAAUCUUUGCUCUUGGGUUGUUAAGACUGGGUUUCAUAUUGGAUUUUUUUUCUUAUCCCAUAAUAUCUGGAUUUACGACUUCAGCGGCUCUGCAAAUACUUUCGUCGCAAAUAAAAUCCUUGUUCGGUAUUACUGGAAAAGCAAGUAAAUUUCUGAACGCGUGGAUAGAAGUUUUCGAAAAUAUAAAGAGCAUAAAACUGUGGGAUACCGUUUUAGGAUGUAUUUGCACCCUCUUGAUUCUUGGAAUUAAGUAUUUAGGAAAACGAAAAGGAAGUUCGAGAAUCAGAUCUAAUCGUACAAGAACUCAAAAUAUAAUAGCAAUUUUCUUAUGGUUUAUGUCACUUAUAAGCUAUGCAAUUGUUGUAAUGGGGGCAACUGUCUUAGCUUACAUCCUUUAUCAGUAUGGGCACACUCCGUUUCAGUUAACAGGCACUGUAAAGAAAGGUCUUCCACCUUUCACACUACCACCAUUCAGCACAACGUUUAACAACGAGACGUACAGUUUCGUGGACAUGAUGAAUCAAUAUGGUGGAACUACGGCAUUUCUCCCUUUGGUGGCCAUUUUAGAACACGUUAGCAUUUCUAAAGCAUUUGCUAAAGGUAAAACCAUCGAUGCCACUCAAGAACUGUUUGCUCUCGGGCUUUGCAAUUUUUUCGGUGCUUUCGUUCAAUCCAUGCCGGUUACAGGAUCUUUUACAAGAACCGCUGUCAAUAACGUAUCGGGGGUAAAAACUACCGCUGGUGGCUUCUUUACCGGUACUUUUGUCCUUCUGGUUUUGGCAUUUAUGACUUCUUUCUUCUAUUACAUUCCAAAGACAACUCUCGCUUCUGUUGUGAUAAGCGCCAUGAUUGGGCUUAUCCAAUAUGACACAGUUUUCGUUUUGUGGAGAACCAAAAAACUAGAUUUGAUUCCUUACUUUGCCACACUCUUGUGCUGUCUGUUGUGGAACUUGGAAUAUGGAAUUCUUGUAGGAAUUGCGACCAAUUUGUCCAUUGUUCUUUACUUUAGUGCCAGACCUCCAAUCGUAUUAGAUUUUCGGCAAAUUGACGAUAAAAAAGUAUAUUUAGUUGUACCAGAGACCAGUUUACUUUUCCCCGCCGCAGAACAUUUGAAAGAAAAACUGUUAACUGCUUGUCAAGAAUCGGAGAGUUUGGUCGUUUUGGACGGAUGUCGUAUAAAGUUUAUAGACGCAACAAUCGCAAAGAGCUUUAAAAGUUUGAUUGACGAAUUCAAAGUGAGAAACCAAUUUAUUUUGUUUUUGGAUUUUAACGAUAGUGUUAUUAACACUUGCGUUUCGUUAGAUCCAAGUUUGGAGAAGUAUUUCGUUAAUGGAACUUUGGAUGAUGUUGUAAGCUUUCUUUUUUAGGCGAAAGUUUGAAGGCAGACAAUAAUUUAGUUAUAAAUUCAUAGAUAGGUCGAGUUUUUUAUAAUUUUAAUGACAAACGUUAGAUUAAGAUGAAUCACGAUUGUUUUGUUAAUUUCAUUUCGUAAAUCCAAGAUGACGUAAAAGUAAUAAAAAACCAUUUUAUUAUCAAAAAUAUUUACUAGGUAUAUUUAUUUUUAUACUAUGUAGUGUUUAGGACAUAGAAAAAUACUGAACAUUUUUCAUACGUUCUCAUUGAAAUAAAUACAAUAAUAAAUAAAUUAAAACUA